Salvelinus namaycush (lake trout) is the source of this 5056-nucleotide messenger RNA. Its product is annotated as serine/threonine-protein phosphatase 4 regulatory subunit 1-like. The transcript has 20 exons. The coding region runs from base 41 to 2899 and encodes 952 amino acids. Gene Ontology annotation, biological process: protein dephosphorylation. NCBI's taxonomy places the organism in Eukaryota, Metazoa, Chordata, Actinopteri, Salmoniformes, Salmonidae. The record is from RefSeq and is a predicted model, not a curated record. Gene Ontology annotation, molecular function: protein phosphatase regulator activity.
GUGACAGCCCAAACUAUAGAUCACCGAGCAUAUAAUCAAGAUGGCAGGUCUGUCUUUAUAUUUUGAAGAUGGCCAUGAUGAUUUGGAUGACUUUGGGUUUGAUGAUGACGGAUCAGAGUGCGACGGGAUUCGGAUCACAGCUUUUCUGGAUGCAGGGCAGGACAAUCUCACCCCCCUGGGGAGACUAGAGAAAUAUGCUUUCAGCGAAAAUGUCUUCAACAGGCAGAUCGUGGCACGCGGGUUGCUUGAUGUGCUUCGAGAGUUCAGUGACAAUGAAAAUGACUUUAUCAGUGUCAUGGAGACAGUUGCCCGAAUGUCUGAAGAUGGAGAGCCCACAGUGCGCGCUGAGCUGAUGGAGCAGGUGCCCAACAUCGCAAUGUUCCUACACGAGAGCCAGCCCAACUUCCCAGCAGCCUUCUCCAGAUAUCUGGUGCCCAUCGUGGUUCAUUAUCUCACAGACCCCAAUAACCAGGUGAGGAAGACCAGUCAGGCGGCCCUGCUGGUGCUGUUAGAGCAGGGCCUCAUCUGCAAAGGCGACAUGGAGACCAAAGUAUGUCCUGUUCUACUGGACCUCACCGAGCCCAGCAGCGACGACGACUACAAGAUAGAGGCCGUCGCGAUCAUGUGUAAGCUGGUAACCAUGCUGAGCAAAGAGACAGUGGAGCAGCUGUUGCAGCGUUUCUGUGAGCUGUGCAGCGACGCCAGGCUCUUCCAAGUCCGCAAGGUGUGUGCAGCCAAUUUCGGAGAGUUCUGUUCAAUUGUGGGCCGGGAUGCCACAGAGAAACUACUGAUGUCCAAGUUCUUUGACCUGUGCUCUGAUAGCCUGUGGGGCAUCCGGAAGGCGUGCGCCGACUGCUUCAUGAUCGUCUCCAACUCCACCUCCCCCGAGGUGCGACGCACUAAACUGUCCCCCCUUUUCAGUAGCCUCAUCAGUGACCAGUCUCGCUGGGUGCGCCAGGCUGCCUUCCAGUCUUUGGGACGCUUCAUCUCCACCUUUGCCAACCCCUCCAGCACGGGCCUCUACUUCAAAGAGGACGGCACACUGCUGGAGGUCCCCACGUGUCCCUCUGACAGCAAUUCCCCCCUCUGCAUAGAGUCCUCCAACGGCCCCACAGUGAGACCUUCACACACACCCAUUAACCAAGAUGGCCGCUCCACCCCAUCCCUAGAAUCCAUGUCCAGGGAGGACAGCGACAGCGACUCCACACACACUCCUCCCCAAAACCAACAGGAAGGCCAGGCGUGCAACAACAACAACCUUCCUCCCACAAAUAAUAAAAACAAGAAGACGGAACAAACAGACCAGAAUUGUAACUCUUUCCUCUACUGGAGGCCUCCGUUAGCGGAUAUCAGCCAGGAGCUGGAGAUGCUGAAGGGCCAGGGUCCUCGGACUCGGACAGAGGGAGAAAAGAAGGUGGUGGUAGAGGACAGGAAGAUGUCCAGUCUGGAGCCAGCCACCUGCUCUCAGAUCCAGAAGGUAUUGGACUGCCUCCAGCCCCACAUGGACGACCCUGAUGUACAAGCCCAAGUACAGGUGCUCUCGGCUGCCCUAAAGGCUGCCCAGCUGGAGAGCCAGUCUGAGGAGGAGGGUGAGUCAGAGAGCCAGACACCAGAGGAUGGAGAACCAGAUGAGAAGUCCUCCCAGAACAGAGUGAUCACAGAGGAGACACAGACACCUGAGCCACCAACCCAGCAGGCCAAGGACCCAGCACCCACAGAGGAACAGAAAGAGGCAGAAGCUGACACUGAGAAGGAGCCAGAGCCUCAUGAGUCACCCCACAACUCGCCUGUCCUAAUACGGGAUGACUCGGACCACAGCAGUGUGGAGUCGGAGCUGAUGGAGAGCCUGGAGGGGAAAGAGGACUCUGCUUUCAACCAGGUGUGUGAGGAAAAGUCCAAGGUCCAGAAUGUGAUUCCCCAGCAGCUGCUGGACCAGUAUCUUUCCAUGACGGACCCGGCGCAGGCCCAGACGGUGGACACUGAGAUCGCCAAGCACUGUGCGUUCAGCCUACCUGGCGUGGCCCUCACCUUGGGCCGACAAAACUGGCACUGCCUAAAGGACACGUACGAGACCCUCGCCACCGACGUACAGUGGAAAGUGCGCCGGACGCUGGCGUUCUCCAUCCACGAUCUGGCCCUGAUCCUGGGGGACCAGCUGACGGCGGCCGACCUGGUGCCCAUCUUCAACGGCUUCCUUAAGGACCUGGACGAGGUGCGCAUCGGCGUGCUCAAACACCUCUAUGACUUCCUCAAGCUGCUCCAUGCGGAGAACAGGAGAGAGUACCUGUACCAGCUUCAGGAGUUCAUGGUGACGGACAACAGCCGCAACUGGAGGUUCAGAUACCAGCUGGCCGAGCAGCUGAUCUUGAUCAUGGAGUUGUACAGCCACGAUGAUGUAUAUAACUACCUCAGACAAAUAGCACUGACCCUCUGCUCAGACAAAGUGUCAGAGGUCCGGUGGAUCUCUUACCAGCUGGUGGUGGAGAUCUUACAGAAGAUGUAUGCGUGUGGAGCCCACGAACUGGGCCUGAACUUCAUCAACGAGCUCAUCGUCCGCUUCUGCCACUGUCCAAAAUGGGUGGGCCGCCAGGCCUUUGCCUUCAUUUGCCAGGCCAUCGUGGAGGAGGACUGUAUGCCCAUGGACCAGUUUGCCCAGCACCUCCUCCCCAGUCUCCUCAGCCUGUCGUUGGACCCCGUGGCCAACGUCCGCGUGCUGGUGGCCAAAGCACUGCGGCAGAGUGUCAUGGAGAAAGCGUACUUCAAAGAGCCGGGCAGUGCCUACUUAGAAGAGCUGGAGGAGACGGUGAUGACCCUGCAGGCGGACAAGGACAGAGACGUACGCUUCUUUGCCAGCCUGGACCCCAACAUGAUGCUUAUGGACACUUCUGCCUUAAUCUAGAACCAGCCAGCCUGCUCCGACCCACAGCCAAUAACUACCACCAGCAUCAGACCGGACCAGACCACUCACCUGCAGGAAAUAAAGGCACUGAUACAUAAACAUACAUACAAUCAGUCAUGUGCUCUCUCUCUCUCUCUCAAACACACACUCAUACACAAACUCUCAUACACAGACACUCAUACACACACACAUACUUGAUCUGAAAACAGCACCUAGCUAAGCUAAACCAGCCACUGCAAAAUGGCGUCGGAUCCCAGGUAGAAAUCAACCCACCAUGCGGCUCGGCUCGGCUCGCAUCCCGUCGAGUCACCUCAACCCAUCCGUAUCCAGGCGGUUCUCCAGGUCCUCCGGUUUCAUCACGGUUUCUCUCUCUCUUUUCAUCUUGUCUUCAAUGACCUCCGUAACCACUACUGCUUAGGAGAAGGAACAACCGCACCACUUGGCACGAAACAAAAUAUGUUAAUGAACUCAUGGCAUCUUCCCUCUGUGUGUUUACUAUGUCAAUAAUGUGAUUCAAGUCUCCCAGAGACCAAUGAAAUACCUCUGGACAUUACUCAGGUCAGUUUUGCCAUAGGGGCGUUUAGCUUAUAGAAGGAGGUGCAGCUCUUUAGAACGUCACAGAUAGAAAUGUAAUGUAUAGAUAGACGCACUAGAAUUGUGAUUAUUCUAUAUACAAUGCAUCUGUACAUUCUGUAACGCUGCUCUCCCCUGAAUAAACCUCUGGUGUCAGCAGGACCUCUGGUGACAGCGGGACCUCUGGUGUCAGCGGGACCUCUGGUGACAGUCAAUUUUGCAUCCAAAUGGCACCCUAUUCCCUUUAUAGUGCACUACUUUUGACCAGGGCCCAUAAUCUGGUCAAAAAAGUGCACUGUAUAGGGAACAGGGUGCCAUAUUGGAUGCAGCCCUUCAAUUGUAUUUUGGGUGAUCACGACUCAAGGACUUAUGAUAAAGUGACAGAGUUUGUUGUAAACCUGUAAAAAGAAGAAGCAGAAAAAGAGAUUGAUGGUUUGCUAAAGACCUGUGAAGCACUCCCCCUUAUCCACGGUGUAGUCCAUCAUUGUAAAUAAGAAUUUGUUCUUAACUGACUUGCCUAGUUAAAUAAAGGUUAAAUAAAUUUAAAAAAAUGUAAAUCCACUUCAACAUUUUGGCUUUUCGGUCAGUCAGACCACUGCACUGACCACAAUCAAUUGUACAGUAUAGGAAUGGUUGUGUUCCAGACGCUCUGACUAUUACAUCUCAUUAGUAGUGAAAUAAGUAUGUUGGAGAAUAAAUAACUUCCGAACAUUGGCAAGAGUUGUAUAUCUUAACCUAUAUAGCCAGGGGAUCCAAGGCCAGAUUUAGGGUUUUCUGUAGAGACAUGAGUGUGGAUAUAACGGGAGCUGUCACCAAGUCACUUUUGUAGUCUUUGUAAUCUUUUUUUCUCACCUGUUCACAUGGCAACCCGUUUUUGACCAUAGACACGACUUGAAAUCCUAAACUGAUUGCGGUGUGGCGUGCAUCUCAAGUCUGUCUUCCAUCUUAUGGAAAUGUUCACUGCUGUAGACUACCUAACGCAUCUCAUCUGUCAGCAAUUUUCCCCAUCUUGUUUUUUUAUGGUAGAACUGUUAAUAUAUAUGCAUUUUAUGAAAUGUAUUUUUCUUUUCAAUUAUGUACCAUUGUUCAAAGAUUUUAUAUCUGAACUUUGCAAUUCACAACCUUUGUAAUAUUCAAUGGUUUCUUUAAAAUAUUUUUUAUGUAUUGUUAUUUUUAGUAUUCUGUAAUUAAAUUUAUAAUAUAAAUCAGAAAAAAUCAAGACAUUUGUAAUGUGUAGCCUAUCUAACAAACUACCUUGUAUAACCAACAAAUGAAUUGUGCAAAGGAGUGUUUGCAAAUGAGUCAUUGUCACAAAGGUUCAAAACACCUGCAACACAAAUUUUUGAUUAAUAUAAAACUCAGCUAGGUAAUUUUCCAUGAAGAAGAAUUGUUACUUGCAUUUUUUAAAGUAUUUGUGUGAUACUUGAAGUUUAAAACGUAAAGUGAAGCGGUGAAAUAUAGUCAGUAAAAUCUAUGUUCUGAAUACUAUCGACAGACUACUACACUGAACAAAAAUAUAAACACAUGUGAAGUGCUGAUCUCAUGUUUUAUGAGCUGAAAUAAAAGAUUCCAGAAAUGUUUCAU